UGGUGAAAGUGAUGAUUAGGUGCAGUUUGCAGUAAAUUAGAAACGGCAAUUAAAUGGUUUUUCGCAGACGUCGUAUCAGCAAAUUAUUUACAAUUUACGAAUUCUCUACUGACCUGAAAAGCAUCAUGUCAAGAACUCAAUUGCUGUAAUCAGAACACACAAAAAAUAAUAAUCACUGUUCCCAGCCUAGCACAGCAUUACCAUAGGGUUAACCCAACCAAGAGUAGCCGAGCAAACUUUAAUAAUCAUAAUCGCAAAAUUUGUCUCAUGAUUAAAGCAUAUGGUUUCGUUACCUUGAAUCAAUACACUGAUUCCAUUUGAUGCUGGCCAAGAAUACGAAAAAGGCUUAUCUAUGACGUUAACUACACAAUUCCGGAAGUAUACAAUAAAAAGGGGAAAAAACUGUCCCAAGACUCUUGAGAUUACCAAUGGGACAAUAGCCGUAGAGCGCCUGUCGUUUCCUUGUUGGAGAGAUUACGAUUGUCUUACAGACGCCGGAGCUACACAUGCGUGCCCGUUUUGAUUCUCAUCAGCAUCUGUAUCAGUAUGAUUCUGGAGUUGACGGUGACUAACAGCAGUAGCUAUGUACGGAACGUACCAGCAGCAAGAUCGUCUCACGGAGGAUGAAAUAUUACAGCGUAUGUUGGAGAGGCGGCACAACUUUGCCAAACUAGACAACAACCGAGGAUAUCAGCAUACUUUUAGGAAGAAAUCCCGAUGGGAGCUGGUGCGCUUAUCGCUACUGAUCGUGGGGAUCGAAUGUACGUACGCAACAGAAACAGCACUAGUAGCACCGAUUCUGCUUGGCAUAGGACUGCCACACACCGUCAUGACCAUGAUCUGGGCAACACCCUCGAUGGCUGGACUACUGUUCGCACCCGUGAUUGCCUCCGUCAGCGAUCGGUUAAGAUCCCGCUGGGGUCGUCGACGUCCGGUGAUGCUUGCGCUUGGUAUAACGACUCUCACCGGUAUGCUCAUUCUACCGAACGGACCAGCCGUUGGUGAACUGCUUGGGCUGACCAGCGUUGGGUGGUUGGCAACGAUCACAACGUUCGGAUUAAUUAUGUCAGACUUUUCGGCUGAAACGAGUAACGGACUCUGCCGUACGUACGCGAUGGAGGUGUGCACGAUUCGGGAUCAGGCACGUGUUCUCAGCAUUAUGGUACUAACGGGUGGAAUCGGUGCUACGAUGGGUGCCCUGUUUGGUGCUAUCGAUUGGAACCGGCUCGGAAUAGGACACUAUCUGGGUGGAAACGAUGCGUCCGUGUUUGCCGCUAACUGGAUCGUGCUGUUCGUUGGACUGUUGGUGACAUUGACAAGCUUCGCCGAGAUUCCUCUAGCAGUGCAAGAGACGGAACCAAUGUUACGCCCUGUUACACAGAAGAUGCUGCUCGAGGAGGUAAAACGCGAGCAUGGUAUGAGCGAAGCAGUGGAACAGGAUGAUGUCCCUGAGGUGGUUGGGUUUAAACAAUUCCUACUAAACGUUCUGCACAUGCCCCGAUCGAUGAAAGUCCUCUGCCUGACGCAACUGCUUAGUCAUAUGAGCUACCUCACGUACUGUCUGUACUACACGGACUUUGUCGGUGCUACUGUGUACGAAGGUGAUGUACGGGCUUUGAAAGGUUCUCAAGCCGCUGAACGAUACGCGGACGGUGUCCGGUUUGCUUGUCUCGGUAUGGCACUCUGCUCCACGACCUCCUCCAUCUACUCCGUAUUCAUCGAACGGCUCAUCGUUCGGUUUGGUGCUCGGUCAGUUUAUGUUGGCGGUCUGCUGGCACAUUGCUUCGGGAUGAUCAUGAUGGGACUUGCUCCUUAUAAGCUGGUGGUGUUUUCAUGUUGCGCCCUUACGGGCGUCAUGUACGCCACCAUCUACUCUAUACCGUUCCUGUUGAUCUCACACUAUCAUUCGAAAAAUUGCUUCGUUGAGGUUAAUGGAGAGUACGUGGAAAGCAUCGAGCGACGAGGAUUCGGAGUGGAUGUUUCGAUGAUGAGCAGUAUGCUAUGUUUAGCACAGUUAAUUGUGUCAUUAGCGAUUGGUGCAGUAAUUGAUUCGGUUGGAUCCACUAUUAUAAUAACAUUUAUCUCUUCCGCCUUCAUGCUAUGUGCUGCCUGUUCCGCAAUGGCAAUCCUUUACAUGGGAUUAUAGAUU
Anopheles funestus (African malaria mosquito) is the source of this 2149-nucleotide messenger RNA. RefSeq names its product proton-associated sugar transporter A-like. Gene Ontology annotation, molecular function: sucrose:proton symporter activity. Lineage: Eukaryota; Metazoa; Arthropoda; Insecta; Diptera; Culicidae. The transcript has 5 exons. The record is from RefSeq and is a predicted model, not a curated record. Gene Ontology annotation, biological process: transmembrane transport. Bases 584 to 2146 code for a protein of 520 amino acids. Gene Ontology annotation, cellular component: membrane.